Molecule: messenger RNA, 1746 nt
Organism: Xyrauchen texanus (razorback sucker)
Lineage: Eukaryota; Metazoa; Chordata; Actinopteri; Cypriniformes; Catostomidae
Product: SCAN domain-containing protein 3-like
Exons: 2
Coding region: 1-1746 (581 amino acids)
Molecular function (GO): protein dimerization activity
Source: RefSeq, a predicted model, not a curated record
AUGUCUGUGUCAGGUCCUUUGCAAGAGCCGGGGUCCGGAGAGAUCACAAACUUUGGCUUGUACACACAUUACUAUGAUAUUCGUGAAUGGAUUAUUAUGGCUUUGUUAAAAAUUAGAAAAGUGGACUCUGAAAACCGCAUCUUUCGAGAUGAGUGGACUGAAGCGUACGCGUUCAUUUUGCCGUCAUCGAGCUCUACGAGGCCCGUGUGUCUUAUUUGUUCGGAGUCUGUUGCUGUUGUUAAAAGUGGAAACAUCAAGCGGCAUUUCGAGACAAGACACAAAACUUUCAAUGAAAAUGACCCACCAGGAUCACCCGCGAGGACGAGGAAAAUUUGUGAACUGAAAGGACAGUAUGAGCGUGCAACACGGGUGAUAACACAGUCCAUUACAGCACAGCAACGAGCCUACGAGUGCUCACUUCGAGUACAGUGGAUUUUGGGCAAACAUAAAAAGCCUUUUACUGACUCCGGAAUGGUGAAAGAAUGUAUGGAGGCGUUGGCAGACACGCUGUUUGAGGGUAAAGAAGGACAGCAGCUAAAACAAAAGGUUCGUCAGAUUCCUUUAUCAUCCACAACAACAACAAGAAGAGCUGAGCUACUGUCGGAAGAUGUGCAGUCCCAGCUUGACAGCGCCAUCCAAAGUGCCCCGUGCAUUGCGUUAGCUGCUGAUGAAUCAACUGACGUAAGUGACAACGCUCAGCUCUUGGUGUAUGUCCGAUUCUAUCAUGAGGAGACUAAAACAUUUGUAGAGGACAUUUUAGGCGUCACAGCUUUAAAAACGCACACCAGGGGAGAGGACAUAUAUUUGGCCAUAAAGGAAAUGCUGACACAGAGGAGAAUCGAUGUAAAAAAUGUUGUCUCCAUCACCACUGAUGGGGCACCGUCUAUGAUGGGAAGAGAAAAAGGUGCAGUCAGUCGACUGAAAGAGGACAACCCAGAGCUCUUGUCAUAUCACUGCAUUAUCCACAUGUCUGUUCUCUGCUCCACACUUUCAGAGCACCACGCAGAAGUUAUGAACACCAUCACCAAACUAGUUAACUUUCUCAGGGCUUCAUCAGCUCACCAGCAUCGUCUGCUCAGGGAGUUUUUAGCAGAAGUAGAUGCUCCUGCCAAUGACCUGCUCUUGCACUCCAAUGUCAGAUGGUUGAAAGAGGAAAGUAACAUGGACACACUGGCCUUUCUGGUUGACAUCACAGGGCAUUUAAAUGACCUCAAUCUGAAGCUUCAAGGGAAAGACAAUUCUGUGUGUGACUUGGUGGCUGCAGUCCAGUCUUUUCAGAGGAAACUGGACAUUCUGAAAAUGGAUCUUGAGCAGGACUGUACACAUUUUCCUUCAAUGAAGGAGAUACAGGAGAUCAAUGUCACUGCUCAUUCUGACUUUAUCCAAAAGUUGAUUGAAAACUUUAAGGCUCGCUUUGAUGGCUUUGCAUUGGGAGAUCAGCUGAUGCUCUUUGUUAGGAGUCCAUUUUUUGUUAAGAAUGUUAUUUCUUUCUCAAAGGAGGCAGUACAUAUGUACAAGUGGGCUAAUGCACAGGCCCUUCAAAUGGAGCUAUUAGAUUUACAGGCUGAUGUAGUGUUAAGAGAGCAAUGUGAAUCCUCUGACCCUGUCACAUUUUGGCUGCAGACUGUGCCAAAGGCAAAGUUUCCUGUACUUAACAAAGUGGCAGUGUACACAUUAACAAUGUUUGGCUCUACCUAUAGCUGCGAGUCAGCCUUCUCUACGCUGACCAUGUGCAUGGAUGUCUGA